Molecule: messenger RNA, 6287 nt
Organism: Xyrauchen texanus (razorback sucker)
Lineage: Eukaryota; Metazoa; Chordata; Actinopteri; Cypriniformes; Catostomidae
Product: interferon-induced very large GTPase 1
Exons: 6
Coding region: 139-5484 (1781 amino acids)
Molecular function (GO): GTP binding; protein binding
Source: RefSeq, a predicted model, not a curated record
GGUAUAAAUCUGAUCAAGUAGUUGCGUUUCUAGGAAAAGCUGCCACGGAGUUAAGAUACGACUUCAAAAUGCUGAGUUCGUCCUUCAUUUGAUUAGUGGAUGAGAGUUUUUCUCAACCAACCUUAAAAUACAGCUGCAAUGGAUUGUCCCAGUGAGGAAGAAGAAUAUGAAGAUGCCAGUGAACACCUUGAAGACGAACAACAAACCCUCUCUUCAGAAGAACAUUCUAGUGUGUCAUUUCAAAAGGAUGAAGUUACCAAGUUACACGAUGUACCAGAGCCAGGGGAAAUUUUUGUGCAGUUUAUUGGAACAAGUUCUGUUACACUUGCUUGGGAUUGUCCAGAAAACAUAUCAAAAUUUGAGUUGACUUACUCCUGCCUCACAACUACAAAGACAUCUACUAUCUCAAAUGUCAAAACCAUAGAGAUUGAAGACCUGUGUCCAGGAACUGAGUACACUUUCAGCCUUGUUUUAAUAACUGAAAAUGGAGAUCGAAGUGUGGGAGUUGAAGUGACUACAUGCACCAAGCCAGUCCCACCUUCAGACUUCAAAGCUGAGAGUGUUGGUACCACAUCAGUUACUCUAAUUUGGGAUGCAUUUAACUGUAUAGACAAAAAGUUCCAUGUAGUCUGCUGCCAGAAUGGAAAAAACAUUCAGGAAAAGAUGACAGAAUCAGACACCGUGGUUUUCAGUGGUCUACAUCCUGGGAAAAAGUACUCUUUUCACAACACAACAGUGCUUCCAAAUGUCAGAAGUAAAGAAGCAGUGACAUUUGCUCAAACCAAAACAAACCUUAAAAGUCUCUUGGGUGAUUUAAGGUUGGAGCAAUACUAUCCAAACAAACUUUCACUCAACGCUGUACUACAGAUUGACAAGAGGGCAGUGACAGAUGAGUCAGUCCAAUCAUUAUCAUCUUUAACAUGGCUGUUCCUGAAGAAACUGAUGAUGGUGAAUGUGACCGCAAGAAGUGUCAAAUGUUCUCUUUCGUCAUCUGAUGAGACUGAAGAUUUGUCAAGCUUAGACAUUUACAAUGAUCCAAUGGAUUUUCUUAGUGAUCAGAACAAGAGCGUAAACCCUUUAGACAUAGUGACUGCACUCUUUCUUUGUUCAGAUGGUUUCCUACAGCAGGAAAUGGUCUCAAAAAUGUCAAUGUGUCAGUUCUCUGUACCUUUGCUCCUUCCUAACUGUGACACUAAACAGUGCACGUUCAUGCUUUGGGCAAUGAGAGAUAUUGUGAAAAAAUUUAGACCACACUCCUUGUCAGAUCCAAGAGGCUUUGUUGAAGACAGAAUUGUUUACUCUCAGCUCCCUCUAGUGUCUUUUGUCAGACUUGGUGAAUGCAGCAUUUCUAAAUCUCAGAUCUUGAACAAAUUGCUCAGCAACCCACAACAGUAUCAUGAUACAUUUGUGCAUCAUGACAUGGAUUGUGGAGACAUCCCAAGAAAAAUAUCAAGUGGCUUGGUGGAAAUUAGUUGGUAUCUACCAUGUGGAAACAAAAACAUUGAUAUCUUUCCAGAACCUGUGGCUGUUGCAAACUUGAGAGGUGACAUCAGCACAUUUGAAACACAGUACUCUUUACUUUGUCAGACCUCCACUGCAGUUUUUGUGUUCUUUGACAAUUUGGAGACAAACUACAGGAUGCUUACCAAUCAACAUGCUAAGGCACACAUGUUUUUAGUGGGAAAUGUACAUGGGAACGCCUUCAAUUUGGAGCAGCUAAAACAAACAGCCACCGAAAUGAGUUUAAAAAAAAGCAAUAUAAUUCUGAAGACCAAGCAAAAUGAUGUGAAAUUUGUCAAAGAUCUGCAUUCUACAAUAAACAACAUUAUUAGUAGUUUCCCAAACAGAGUAUGUUUGGAAGAAAUGGAGACUAUAGCACAUGAACUUGGAAUUCUGGUUGAUGAAGAUGGUAAAGAAUGUCAGAUGGCCAAAAGAAAUGCUGAUUCCAUUACAAAACAUAUACAGGAUACACUGCAGUUCAAAGAGGAUCAGCUUCCACUACAGGGUAAAAUCUGGAAAGAUUUGGCAAAAUUGGAAAAAGAGGAAUGCAGACUCAGGAAAGCUGGUGAUCAAAACAUUGAGCGAUACAAGAGUGAUCUCCAGAUUAAAAAGACUGAACUUAGGAAACAACAGGGUCAAUAUGAUAUCUCAGGAGCAAUGAGUUGCUUUGUUAGUGCACUAACAAGCUCGAGCCAGGAGAGGUCCUACUUCCUGAAGUGGAUGCGGAUGAACCUUGACAAUCUCUCUCGGAAAAGUCUCUCUUGCCUUCAAGAUCAGUACAAAGAGAAGUGCCAGCAUUAUUCAGAAAACAAAGAGGACAUUGCAAAGCUUGAUCAGCAGAUCUCUAACAGUUCCUUAGGAACAGAGCACUUCUUGCGUGAAAUGGGUCAGCUAUAUGAAGCCGCGGUGUCUCUUCCAGAAAACUUAGAAUCACGUAAACAAAUGCUUCACUUACCUAGGCUAUGUGCUGAGCUGAUGUUGGAUGGCUUCCCUCUGGAACUUGUUGAUGGAGAUGCUUCAAAUAUUCCUCUCAGAUGGGUCAGUGAUGUGCUUCUGCAUUUAAACUGGUUGGUGCAGCCCAAUAAUAAAAUCAUAGUGAUCACAGUUUUAGGAGUCCAGAGCACAGGAAAGUCCACCUUGCUGAACACCAUGUUUGGAGUUCAGUUUGCAGUCAGCAGUGGAAGAUGCACCAGAGGAGCUUUCAUGCAGCUGAUCAGAGUCACAGAGGACAUCAGAGAAGAACUUGGCUGUGAUUAUUUAGUUAUUAUUGAUACAGAAGGUCUGAAAUCCCCAGAGCUGGCAACACUAGAUGAUAGCCAUGAACACGACAAUGAAUUAGCUACACUUGUGGUUGGAUUGAGUGAUAUCACAAUUAUCAAUAUUGCAAUGGAGAACUCCACAGAGAUGAAGGAUAUUCUGCAGAUUGUGGUCCAUGCAUUCAUCAGAAUGAAGGAAAUAGGCAAAAAACCCAUGUGCCAGUUUGUCCACCAAAAUGUAGCUGAUGUAUCAGCACAUGACAAGAACAUGAGAGAUCGGAAACUUCUGCUGGAGCAGCUGAAUGAGAUGACAGAAGCUGCAGCUAAAAUGGAGAACAAGGAGGAGUAUAAAAGUUUUACCGAUGUGAUGGAGUAUGAUCCAGAGACUUGCAAUUGGUACAUCCCUGGACUCUGGCAUGGAAAUCCUCCAAUGGCACCAGUGAACGCUGGCUACUCUGAGUCUGUUUAUGACCUUAAAAAGAAAAUGACUGCCAUAAUUGCAAAAUGCAAAGACAAAAGAUCUGGAAUCAACAUAACAGAAUUUUUGGAAUGGACAAAAAGCUUGUGGAAUGCAGUCAAAUAUGAAAAUUUCAUAUUUAGCUUCAGGAAUAGCUUGGUGGCUGAUGCAUACAUGAGACUGUGCACAGAGUUUCAUAAAUGGGAAUGGUGUUUCAAGAAACAGAUGCACUCUUGGUUAAUAGAAGCUGAAACCAGAGUGUCAAAUUUUGAGAUAAUGAAACUGAAAUCAGACAAGUACGACUUGCAAGAUCUUUUAUGCAAACUGAAACAAGAAGCUGCCACAAAGCUUGACACCUUGGAAAAGGCCACUAUGGAAAACCUGUCCAAAUACUUUGAACAAACAGAGGGUCAUAUCUAUCUUGUGGAAAAAUACAAAGAAGAUUUUGUGAGUAGUGUAAAAUCUCUCAGGAGGGAAACUGAAAUCUCUCUGCUGACACAGCUUGGGGAAACAGUGGAUAUCAGGAGAGGAAUGAAUAAUCUGGACAACAUCAAGAAAACAUUCACUGAUACAAUGGAGAAAAAAGUGUUGGGUCUACUGGAGGAGUUGCGGAGAAACAGCAGCUCAGAAAGUGAUGCACACAAGACUGACAAGGAACUUGACAGAUUUUUUGAAAAAAUAUGGCAAGAAACUGUCAAUGAGCUGUCAUUUAGUGGCUUGAAGAGGACAGACAUAUUUGAUUGUGUUUUCAGGCAACUUUGGGAGAACAUGAAACAGAAAGGAAGUUCUGUUGCAGUAGAAUUAAAUCGAGUGAAACUAAAGGAUUGUGGCACAGGGGCCUUCAAAGUCACCAAAGAAUUCAUUCUCAAAAGAUUUUGGCAAUAUUUGACUAAAGAUAAUUCUACUUCGAACUUACAGGAAUUGGCAGAUAAUGUAAUUCAGGCAUGCUCUCAGUUUGUCCUGGAGAAGACUGAAACAAAAUCAGAUUACCACAACAACUACAUUCAAGAGAUCCUGAACGUAAUUGAUGAAAGAUUUGCUUCUAAUAAGAAAAUUGGAUUUUCAGAAGCAUUUGAAAUAUCCCUCAAAAUUCACAUUUGUGGCUUCUCUGCAAGACAAUUUCAAAAAAUGCAUGAUGAUUUCAUUAUGGAGAAUGACCCACGUAGAUGCCUUGAUCAGUUUAAAGACAAAUAUCGGAAUGAUUUCAAAGACCUGUUCCACGAUCGUGAUCAGUGUCAGAGAAAGGCAGAAGAAUUCACCAAUCUGUGCUUGAUUCCUGCAGUUGAGACAUUCAUCUACAGCUCAUUGGGUCCAGACAUUGUUGACAAAAUGCUUCAGGGUAAAAAUGCAUUUCAAUUCAGCACCCGCUCAUUUUUCCAAUACUCACUCUUAAAGCAGCUUGUCAAUGAAGAUAAUUUUAAGCAGUAUGUGAAAUACAUUUUCUCCUAUGAGGAUUUUGUUAAGGGCUGGAUAUUAGAUCAAAUCACUGAACAGUUUUCAAAUGGACAUGAAAUGUCUGAUUUGGAGGAACAUCACCUAAGAGGAAUCACUAAUGAGAUACUGGAAGCAAUCAAAAUGGCACAAAAUGAAACAAAUCAAGAUGGAAUAAAAGGAUUCAUCCAUUGCAUUUGUAGGAAGCUUGGACAAAAACUACGAAUUCCCAAGGAUGCACUUGAAACAGUGAUUGUACUAAACAAUGCAUCUCAAGAGUCAUUUGCUUGCUGGCUAACUCGAUCUGUAGAGGAAAUGGAACAGAUGCUGAAGGAAGAAUUCAAGAAAGACAACUUACAGCUCAAACUGUUCAAACUCAAAAUAAAACCUCAGGAUGAGCUGUUCAAGCGAGUGUUUGGAUGUGGGAAACAGUGUCCAUUCUGCAAAGCUCCAUGUGAGGCUGGUGGAGAGGCCCACACAGAUCACUGUGCUUCAGUACACAGACCUCAGGGACUUGGUCAGUGCAGAUAUGUAAGCAAUGAAAAAUUAUUGACUAAUAUCUGCUCUACAGAUGUCCACAGUGAAGGAAAGUUUAAAUGUGCUGAGACUGAUUUUGAAUACCAUCCUUACAAAAGAUACAGAGAAAUCUUUCCUGACUGGCACAUCCCUGCUGAUGCAAGCAUACAGGCCUCAGACUACUGGAAAUAUGUGAUGGUUCGGUUUGCAACACAGUUUGCCAAUGAAUACAAUGCACGUCCUGCUGAUAUACCCAUCACUUGGAAAUUAAUCACAAAGCAGCAAGCAGAGAACAGUCUCAAAGAUUCUUUCAGCAUCAAGUAAACCAUCAUGUUCUCUCUCAAAUGUAGAUUUUAAUUUUGUGAUGUGGCAGCACUUCCUCCGUUCACACUAAAAAAAUUAAACAAAAUGCGAAGGCCACCAGUAACAUGGUCAUCAGAACAAAUAUUAACAAUGUUUAUAACCUUUCCUCAGUAAUAUGAAUUGUUGCUUGCAAAUGGCUUCAGCUUGUUACCAACAAUACUACUUGUGUCUAUACUGAAGUAAAAAUGAAUCAUGCAAAAAUAAAAAGUAAAUGAAUAAAGUGAAUGGCAUAUGUACGAUGAGGAAUGUCUCAUAUGUUAGUACAAGUGGUUAAUGGAUUUUUAUUUUUGUUGUUUGUUGUUUGAUAGAUAUAACUCUCAUAUUUUACAGUGCAUAUUGUGUGGUAAUAGACAAUUUACUACUUAUAUUGUAACUUUUUAUUCUGAUCUACAUUUUAUUUUUUAUUUCUUUAUAAUAAGAUGCUAUGUAUACAGUAUACAGUGGGUUAUAUACUGCAUUAUUACCUUGAUACUUCUGUGUUUCUUAGCAGUAGAAUUCUAAACCAUGAAUAACAAUUUGUAUGUUCGUAGAUGAAAUACACAGGUCUUGAUUUUGAUGUAUUGUCAUUUUGACAGAUUUGAUUGGGCCUAAUAUGAAAUGGGUUUUUCUUUAUUAGUGUUGUUAUGUCUAUUUUAUCCAGCUGGAUCUAAUGUUAUUGUCUCCUUAAGACAAAUCACUUGUGUUGUAGUAUUCCUCACUUACAAGUUUAUUUGGAAUAAAGUGCUUGCUAAAUUAAUUAAAGUAAAUACAAUUUUAUGCUUUAU